Periophthalmus magnuspinnatus is the source of this 963-nucleotide messenger RNA. Its product is annotated as trace amine-associated receptor 7e-like. The record is from RefSeq and is a predicted model, not a curated record. Gene Ontology annotation, molecular function: trace-amine receptor activity. Gene Ontology annotation, cellular component: membrane. The transcript is spliced from 2 exons. Lineage: Eukaryota; Metazoa; Chordata; Actinopteri; Gobiiformes; Gobiidae. Gene Ontology annotation, biological process: G protein-coupled receptor signaling pathway. Bases 1 to 963 code for a protein of 320 amino acids.
AUGGAGACCGAGGAGGCAGAACUGUGCUUUCCACAUCUCCACAACAGCUCUUGCAGAAAACCUCUGAAGCACACCUCUGAGACUUACAUCACUCUAAUGCUGUAUACUCUCAUGACAAUCGCCAUUAUUCUGCUCAACCUGCUGGUCAUCGUCUCUAUUGCACAUUUCAGGCAGCUCCAUUCUGCUUCUAACUUCAUCCUCCUGUCCCUGGCUGUGUCGGAUUUCUUGGUUGGCCUCGUGGUGUCACCAUUUGUAAACUAUAUUAUGAUCGCUUGUUGGUAUUUCGGGGAAAUUCUUUGUGCUUUCUUUUAUGUUGUAACCUGUAUUGUAUUAUGUGCCUCAGUAGGUACAAUAGUUCUUAUUUCCAUAGACCGUUACAUUGCAAUUAGCGACCCACUGCGCUACUCCACUAAAAUGAAUAGUAAAACAGUUAACAUAAGUAUUUCUAUUUGUUGGAUGAAUGCACUUCUUUACAGUGUUUUUGUUAUGUUUGAGAAUUGGCUCAAUCUCGGGGCAUAUAAAUCCUGCCACGGAGAAUGUGUGAUUUCUUUUUUGAAAGAAGUUGACCUCAUUUGGGCUUUUGUCCUACCAAUUGCAAUCAUUAUCAUCCUGUAUUUCCAAGUUUUUCUUGUAGUGGUGUCCCAGUCCAGAGCCAUGCGUUCUCAUGUUGCAGCUGUAAAUUAUAAAAACACCAAGAAAUCUGAGACUAAAGCGGCCAAGAAUCUGGGCCUUGUUGUGCUAGUCUAUGUUCUCUGUUAUUGUCCCUACUACUGUGUAGCCUACUCAGAUACUUUAGCUAUAGCUUCUCCAGUUCAAACCUUUAUAUUUUUUCUACUCUUUAUCAAUUCAGCCCUAAACCCUCUCAUCUACACCAUGAUCUACCCCUGGUUCAGAAAAUCGAUAAAGCUCAUUGUAACUCUGCAGAUUUUGAGGUCUGGAUCACGAGAUUUUUUGAUUUUAUAG